This is a messenger RNA of Pectinophora gossypiella (pink bollworm), 1471 nucleotides long. RefSeq lists its product as uncharacterized. The coding region runs from base 109 to 1386 and encodes 425 amino acids. The transcript is spliced from 4 exons. The record is from RefSeq and is a predicted model, not a curated record. Lineage: Eukaryota; Metazoa; Arthropoda; Insecta; Lepidoptera; Gelechiidae.
UUUGCGCUGACGCGGGACUAUUGUCGCUUUGACACGUGGCCCCGACGCUCGCGUGGCCCCCGCGGCCCCCCGCUUGACCCCGGGACCCCCGCGACCCCAGUACACAACAUGGCGCUGCUACUGCUGCUUCUAACGAUGUUACCGCUGUCUCUAUCGUUACCGUCAGUAGCGGCGCGGUCGUCGCACGAGCUGGUGGAGACGCUGCGGCGGCAGCUGAUGCAGGACAACUACGACUACAUGGAGGGCUCCGACAGCUCCGAAGUGACACUCGCGCCGCUCAACGUGGACUACGCGCAGCCGUCGCGCCGCCGCGAGCGUAGUCGCCGCCCCACUCGUCCCCGGCCACACCAGGACCGCGACUCGGACCUCAUCCCUGAGCCUGAAGAAUUCGACCACCGAUCAGAGUUCGCGCCGAAAGAGAUCUACCCACGAGGACCCGCGCAGCAGCACGCGCCGCUGUCACCGCGUCAGAGCGGCAGUCACGGCGGCGACGACGACGACCGCGUGGAAGACGCCGGCGGGCAUUCGUCCGCCGAGCGGCCGCACCGCGCCCGCCGCCCCUCCCCCGACCGCGACCCGCCCGUCCAGCAGCGCGACCUCUUCUACUACGCUGACGACACGCAUUUCGCCGACACCAACGUUGUCGACCCUACCUUCGUCAACACCUUCGACGGCCGAAACAGUAGACACAAAGAUCGCAAACAUCGUGAUAUAAAACCUCACAAUCAACGAGAUUAUCGGCGAAUGGAACAUGGUCCAGAGGACAAUCACAUUGACCACGAUAAUGAUCACCAGGAAGAUCACGGCGACCACGACGACCACGGCGUUCAAGCUGUUCAGGGUCAAGAUCACGCCAACAGUGUCGAGCAACACACAGGACUCAUCGACUAUGGCGACGAAUAUCAUCGCACCUCACCACGAUACAAGAUUCUCGAGGUCCCCGGCAAGUCACGGUCCGGGCGGCGCUCGGGAGCUGGCGACGACACGCGGCGGUUCCUGCAGGAGGAGCGCGCAGACGGUGUCUCCAUCCUCAAGCUGGGCGACGGACCCUUCCCGGAGUUCCGUCUACCACCUGACCGACGCCAGUAUAUGGCGGUGGCGGAUGGCCCCGCCGAGCGCCGCCACCGCGCGCCCGUGCCCACUGUGUCCGAGCACGACUCCUCCGACGACGACCCGCUCCUCCCCGGCGGGCUCCACCCCGACACGCCCUUAGUCCCCCCCGACAUGCCCGACAUCACCCCUGAACUCCAACUCCCCCCGCUGCCUCCCGGCAUGCUGACCAAUGACGCCCAGACCUCCGGCGAGCCGCUGGUCGACCCCGACGCCCCCCUCGACACGCGGCGCCUCGCAGACCUACUCGGCGAUGACCUCCUCAACAUGGUCUAAUUGUAGUCCUAAUGCAGUUCCAUAAGAAUGUUUGUCCUUUGUAUUUUCGAAUAAAUUUAGCCGUAAAAUAUAGGUACGCUUAUGA